Messenger RNA from Chenopodium quinoa (quinoa), 762 nucleotides. Its product is annotated as F-box protein CPR30-like. NCBI's taxonomy places the organism in Eukaryota, Viridiplantae, Streptophyta, Magnoliopsida, Caryophyllales, Amaranthaceae. The record is from RefSeq and is a predicted model, not a curated record. The transcript has a single exon. Bases 1 to 762 code for a protein of 253 amino acids.
AUGGUAGGGAUUGGAUGCUGCCCUGUGUCACGCAAAUUGAAACUGCUUAGAGUUGUAUUCCACAUAGAAAAGCGAAGAAGAAAGGUUGCGCAAGUUAAAACAGUCGGUACUAAUGAAUGGAGGAAUGUUGAUAAAAGAACACCACUUCCACGCGAGUUUUAUAAAAGUGGGUAUACUGAUAUUCCAGUUUACUUGAACGACUCGAUUCAUAUGUACUCCAGUGAGGAUAAUUGUAUAUGGUCAUUUCAUUUUGGAACUGAGAAAUUUUCGGCUAUUCCAUUACCUGAUGGUAUGAGGGCAGGGACACGGGUUUGUCUGUGUGUUUUAGAUUCUUGCCUCUGUUUGAAUACAAUGGACAAAUGGGGUGCAACGGCAAUGGAGGAACUUAAUAUUUGUUCUCACAACAUAUGGAUUAUGAAGUAUUAUGGGGUGAAAGAUUCUUGGGUUAAACAAUUCGUAGUGUUUCAUCCAGAUCAAUUUUAUUCUUUGCCUUUAUGGUAUAAUGAUAAGGAGAAAGUGUUGGUUUCUUGUGGUUAUACAGGUAUUAGGGUAUAUGAUGUUGGUUCUAAAACUAGUGAAAAGGUACAUGUUCUUGGAUUUUCUCAUGUUGAAGCAACUGUAUUCAAUCCGAUGUUUAACAAGUUACAAUGGUCAGAUGAGGAAGAGGAAGAGGAAUUGAAUGAAGUUGAAAUUGAAAGAGCAGUCAGAAGAGAGCAGUCGGAAGAGGAAGAGGAAGAGGAAGAGGAAGAUGAUGAAUUGUAG